AUGGUGCAGAAAGUUUUACCCAUGCUCCCACGGCGAUUGUGCGAAGAGCUGUGUAGUCUGAACCCUGGAGAAGACCGCCUGACAAUCUCCAUUGUUUGGAAAAUAACGAGCAAAGGAGAAAUAAUUGACGAUUGGAAGGGAAGGGGAAUCAUUCGCUCGCGAAUAAAAAUGGCUUACGAACAUGCGCAAGAUAUGAUUGAAAAGCCGAACAGGAAAUGGAAUGAAAACGAGCUUCCCCCGAUUUCAGACGGUGCUACUGCGGAGGAAAUUUCCGCGCAGGUAAAUCAGCUUCAUAAAUUUGCAAUCCGUCUCAGGCGCAAUCGCUUAGAGAAUGGCGCGCUCCGUUUGGACCAAGCAAAACUCCGGUUUGAUCUGGAUAAAGAAACCGGUAUGCCUAGCGGGUACCACGUGCACAAACAGCGCGACUCGAACAGGCUUAUUGAAGAGUUCAUGUUGCUUGCCAACAUGGCGAUUGCUCACCACAUCUACAGGUCGUAUCCCGAGACAGCGCUUCUAAGACGACACCCAAAACCGCAACAGAAACAGCUCGACGAUCUUCUUGAGCUGUGCAGAUCGCUUGGUAUUGAGUUCAACACCACUUCAUCCAAGACUAUUCACGAGUCGCUUGCACAAUUUCCGCUCUCCUCUCCUGAGCGUGAAGUUCUUGUCAAUUUAGCUAUGCGUCCCAUGAAAAACGCGGAGUAUUUUUGCACGGGGUGCGUAGAUGACGGCGAAUAUGGACACUAUGCCCUAAGCGUGCCUCUGUACACACACUUUACGUCCCCGAUAAGAAGAUACGCAGAUGUAGUAGUGCACAGGCUUCUGGCUGCGAGCCUUGGAAUCGAUGAACCACUGGACCAGGAUCCCUCUACCAUUGACAUGAUCGCGCACCAUUGCAAUGAUCGCAAACUGGCAGCUAAAAGAGCCGGCGAAUUGAGCACCGAAAUGUUCUUUGGUAUUUUUGUGCGUGAAAGCGGCCCUCUGGAGAAAGAUGGAAUUGUGCUGAACGUAAUGGACCAAUCAGUUGACGUUCUUGUGCCAGAACUGGGCAUGGUCAAGAGGGUGUACAUGAAAUUCUGUCCCGGGGUGAAGCGCUACGCGUUCACCAAAGGUGAGAAGGGGAAACCAGCCGAGUUGCGAUUGCUUUGGAGCGCCGAGUUGAAUUGGGGUGAUGUGAUUCACGAAGAGGAGCAAGUGUUAAAGACCUUCAACACGGUGCGGGUUAUUUUGACGACUGAGAGUGAAACGGAAAGUAAGACUGCAAACCCCUUCAAGGUCAUGGCCAAACUUGCUCCACCUCUCAAGUGCGGUGACGAAUUUUGCAUUCCAUCAACCCCAGCAACUGAGAAAUCUCUGAAGAAGAGAGGCGCUAGAGGACAUUCUGAAGCAGCUGGAGUCCCGAAUAGUACCGACGACGUACGAAAAAAACUGUUUGUUUCCGAAGGCUCCGAUGCUAUUUUCAAGUCUAAGAAAGCUCAGGAGGUCGACAGUUUACACGUGAAUCAAAGAUCUGAUGAAGAAGAGACUGGAUCAUAUGGCUCUGACGACGUCAUUGUAGAAGACGAAAAGGCGAAUGAGGGCACGAACCUAGCCGAUGAUGAUUCCGAUGAUGUCAUUGUAGAGUCGGAAUCUGACAAUGAAGGGCAUUGA
Molecule: messenger RNA, 1650 nt
Organism: Pocillopora meandrina
Lineage: Eukaryota; Metazoa; Cnidaria; Anthozoa; Scleractinia; Pocilloporidae
Source: the annotation of a GenBank genome assembly